UGGUAGGGAAUGGAAAUAGAAAGAAGGAAAAGAGGAACAUGAAAAGGGUCUCUGAAUCUAAUCCAUUUCUUCUUCUGCCUUUCUAAUCAACUUCCAUGCUCCAAAGCUUUUCUUCCCCUGCAACUGCAAUAUAUACUAUCGAUCAACCAUCACCUAAAUUCCUCUGAAACUAAAUAAGAGAACACCCCUUUACGGAGGAGAAAUACAGAGAGAGAGAGAGAGAGAGAGAGAGAUUUGGAGUGUGAGAAUGGUUACUGGGUGGAGAAGAGCGUUCUGUACAUCCAUCCCCAAGGACAGAGAGCCCAAAGUGUUAACAGAGAAACAACAUCAUUGUGACAACAGUAGCAAUCAAAGUCCCAAAAUCAGUUCCAAGUUUGGAUUUUUAUCCAACCCAUCAACGCCCCGGUGUCAGUCUCAGCCGGUAUCAGGCCCCAGCCUCCGGUGCCGAACUUCGGUGGCCACUGGUUCAGUCCCCAACAGCCCAAAACUCCAAUGCACCAGUCAGCCCAAAACUCCAAGGUUGUUCCAACUCUCCAAUCCCUCUUCACCCAAGUCACCAUCAAGCUUCUCGCUUCUCAAAGCCACCUUGCGCCUAUCCAAAAGUCGAUGCGGAAUCUGUAUGCAGAGUGUGAAGAGUGGUCAAGGAACUGCAAUCUUCACAGCUGAAUGCUCUCACACGUUUCACUUCCCUUGCAUAGUGAAGAAGCACCCAAUCCUCACGUGCCCCGUGUGCGGCACCACCUGGAAGGAACUACCGGUGUUGGCUAUCCACAACGACAAGCAGAUUAAGAAACCCACUGAGGGAAACAGAGAAACGAGGUCGUUUAAGGUCUACAACGACGACGAGCCCCUCCUCUCUCCCACAUCCCUAGCUCGAUUCAACCCCAUUCCAGAAUCAGAAAACGAAGAUGAAGAAGAUAACACUGAGUUCCAAGGGUUCAACGUCAAUCCAGUUGCUACUUUAUCAUCGUCGCCGGCAAUUACCAGCAACCUUGAGUUAUGCUUGUUGCCGGAGACAUCCAUUGUCGCCGCCAACAGGAACUACGAGACCUACGUUGUCGUCUUGCAGUUGAAGCCAUCGCCGUCUCAUAGGGCGGCGCGUCGGGCUCCAAUUGACCUCGUGACGGUUCUCGAUGUCGGCGGAGCCAUGUCCGGCCAAAAGCUCCGCCUGAUGAAAAACUCCAUGCGACUAGUGAUAUCUUCCCUUGGUCCCAACGAUCGUCUUUCCAUUGUUGCUUUCUCCGCGGGAUCCAAGAGGCUGUUGCCGUUGCGGAGGAUGACCGGCGGCGGCCAGAGGUCUGCGCGACGGAUCGUGGACGCGCUUGCCGCGAUUGACCAGGUCCGAGAAGGUGCUCUUGUGAAGAACGAUGCUCUGAAGAAGGCAGCGAAGGUACUCGAGGAUCGCAGGGAGAAGAACUCCGUCGCCACCAUUAUUGUCCUUUCGGAUAUUAACCACUCACGCGCUGCCGCGUCCAGCCAGAAACCCUCCCUGAUGUCCACCACGCGCCUCUGUCCGUUGGAGAUACCAGUCCACACGGUGCGUUUCCCAAACGAAGGCGAUUGUACUCACGCGCUUCCCGACGACGUGCUCGCGAAAUGCAUGGGCGGUUUGUUAAAAGUGGUGGCUCAAGACGUUAGGAUUCAGUUAGGAGUGGUGUCACGCUCGCGCCCUGUGGAGAUUGCCGCAGUGUACUCUCUGGCGGGUCGACCCACAGCCCUCGGAUCGGGUUCUAUAAGAAUCGGCGAUCUCUGCGCCGAGGAGGAGAGGGAAUUGCUCGUGGAGCUGAAGGUGCCCGCCGCUUUAGCUGGGUCCCACCACGUUCUGACCGUACGAUCAUCCUACCGGGACCCACUAACUCAAGAGGCUGUGAAUCCCGUUGAGCAAACAAUGCUGGUUCCUCGUCCCCACACCGUACGAUCAUCGAAUCCUAAGAUAGAGCGGCUGAGGAACCUCCACGUCACGGCUCGAGCAGUAGCCGAGUCAAGCAGGCUGGCUGAUCACUGCGAUUUCUCAGGUGCUCGUCACUUGCUAUCAUCGGCUCGAGCUCUUCUGUUGCAGUCGAGCAAGCUGGCCGAAGAGCACUUGCGCUGGCUCGAAGCUGAACAAGCCGAACUUCAACGGCGCAGACAACAGAGUCAAAGGAACAAUAGAAACAAUCGCGCCGAAGAGAAGUUGGAGCCGCUUACGCCGACUUCGGCGUGGAGAGCCGCUGAGAGGCUUGCUAAAGUGGCUAUCAUGAGAAAGUCUAUGAACAGAGUCAGUGAUUUACAUGGUUUUGAGAAUGCCAGAUUUUAGUUGUAAUUUUAUUUUAUUUUAUUGAAAUAUAAUCUUGUACAUAGA
Molecule: messenger RNA, 2341 nt
Organism: Gastrolobium bilobum
Lineage: Eukaryota; Viridiplantae; Streptophyta; Magnoliopsida; Fabales; Fabaceae
Product: probable E3 ubiquitin-protein ligase EDA40
Exons: 2
Coding region: 248-2296 (682 amino acids)
Source: RefSeq, a predicted model, not a curated record